Molecule: messenger RNA, 1103 nt
Organism: Artibeus jamaicensis (Jamaican fruit-eating bat)
Lineage: Eukaryota; Metazoa; Chordata; Mammalia; Chiroptera; Phyllostomidae
Gene: ARTN
Product: artemin
Exons: 3
Coding region: 1-681 (226 amino acids)
Molecular function (GO): growth factor activity; glial cell-derived neurotrophic factor receptor binding; receptor tyrosine kinase binding
Source: RefSeq, a predicted model, not a curated record
AUGGAGCAAGGACGUGGAGGCCCUUCUGUGCUGCCCCGCUGGCCCCUGCCUAGGCGGCAGGCUCCACUUUGUCUCUCUGCACAGCCUGCCCUGUGGCCAACCCUGGCUAUUCUGGUUCUGCUGAGCAGUGUCGCUGAGGCCUCUCUGGGCCUCGCACCCCGCAGCCCUGCCACUCGUGAAGGCCCCGCACCAGCCCCGGCGCCCCCCGUGGGCCACCUGCCAGGUGGCCGCCCUUUCCGUUCCUGCAGCGGAAGGCGGCCGGCCCCUCAACCUCCCCGGCCAGCGCCCCCUCCAUCUGCACCCGCUCCGGUUCCUUCCCGUGGGGGCCGCGCAGCGCGGGCUUGGGGCCGAAGUGGCAGUGCGCGGGCCGUGGGGGCGCGGAGCUGCCGCCUGCGCUCGCAGUUGGUUCCUGUGCACGCACUCGGCCUGGGCCACAGCUCCGACGAACUAGUGCAUUUCCGCUUCUGCAGCGGCUCUUGCCGCAGGGAGCGCUCCGCGCACGACCUCAGCUUGGCCAAGCUGCUGGGUGCUGGGGCCUUACGGUUGCUCGCGGGCUCUCAGCCGGUCAGCCAGCCCUGCUGCCGACCCACGCGUUAUGAGGCUGUCUCCUUUAUGGAUGUCAACAGCACCUGGAGGACUGUGGACCGGCUCUCAGCCACUGCCUGCGGCUGCCUGGGCUGAAAACUCUCUCCAAGGACUUGCAGAUGGUACCCUUACUCGGGAAUCUUCCUGACUGGAAGGGGCCAGGGGCCUCAACCAGAGAUGGACAUCACAGGCCUCAGCUGAGCAAGUGAUGAGCAUGAGCCCUGGAAAGAUGGGGGAUGACUGACCACAGUCCUCAUCCUGCGAGUCCCAGCCCUGCAGACCCCAGAGACCUGGCUACAGAGACCUGGGACCCGGCUCACAGACGCUGGCAGGGGCUGGGCCCAAGACCCACGACUCCUCCUCUGGAGAAGCUAGCCAUCUCUGAGGUCUACGCCUCAGCCCAGGCCCCGGGGACAGAAUUGGAGGAGAAGCAUUGCAAUCACAUUGCUGAAGUGAGCAGCCUGGUACUCACUCCUGGGAACUGGACCCCUAUUUAUUAUUUCUAAGUUAUUUAUUUA